Molecule: messenger RNA, 834 nt
Organism: Magallana angulata
Lineage: Eukaryota; Metazoa; Mollusca; Bivalvia; Ostreida; Ostreidae
Product: THAP domain-containing protein 1-like
Exons: 4
Coding region: 1-834 (277 amino acids)
Molecular function (GO): sequence-specific DNA binding
Source: RefSeq, a predicted model, not a curated record
AUGCCGCGGUAUUACUGUGUCGCCGAAGGCUGUUCUUCCGAUUCAAGGAAAAAGGGGAUGUAUGGGUUUAUGGCAGACGUAGAAUUCUUCCCUUUUCCCUCGUCAAAGCAUCCCAAAGUACGCAGGAAGUGGCUUGAGUUGCUAAGACGCCGUGACUUCGAGCCUUCUCGAUAUGACAGGAUAUGCUCCAUGCACUUUGUUGACGGUCAACCAACACAGGACCACCCAUACCCCGAGCUUUUCCGAUACAAUAACUUUAAGUGCUCGUUGGGAAAUCGAGGUACAUCUUCCAUUGAAAAGAGGUCCCUUCAACAAGCCGCAAAUAAUAACAAAGUUACGUCUGAUCAGGAGAAUGAGCAUCGACCUACUCAGGCUACUGCAACGGAUAUUCAUUUAGUGGAUGAAGAUGAUCCAUAUAGAGAACAGCUCUUUCCAUACCCUGUCAAUAAGGAAAUCACCGUGCAAUCCAUACCAGCAGUAGAAUCAACAGCAACUCCCAGUGAUCAUGAUUAUUGUUCAUAUGGGAAUGAAAAGGCCCAUCCCCAGACUUGUAAUGCAGAAUGCCAGACGAACUUGACACUACAGGACAUGGAAAAGUCUGAAGCUGAACUGCUGCAACUGAGGGAGACCUUUAGUGACAAGGAUGAUCUGAAGCGAUACUUGCUUGUGGACAAGAUGACAGACAGUGAUAGUUCUGUCAAGAGAUACUUCGGAUUGCCAUCGCCAUCCAUGACAAUCUUACACCAACGCUGGCAUACUGGAAAGGUGGGUCAGGAGUAUACAAUGCAACACCAGAGAAUCCCUCCAAGAAGACUGGACCAAACAGGAAGCUGA